UGGACGCACACUGUUGUUGUGCGGUGACGCUGCGCUCAACUGCCGACAUGAACCUGUUUUGCUUUUCACUGGAGGGUUCUAUGGACAGCCUGUAUGAGGCUGUGCAGACUUCCAACGAUGCACCCUCUAAACCCGUCCCCAGCCGCUCCUCCAGCCGCUCGUGCAGCCGUUCGUGCAGCCCGGCGCACCUGCUGGACGAUGAUGCAAAAUGGAGAGGUUCUGGAAGGUCUAUUUCUAUGGACAUGACUCUAAGGACAAGCACCAACACUCAUAAGAAGAAAAAAAGAACAUAUGUCCCCAAAUCUGCAUCAGAUAACGAGGUGCUGGCAGAUAACGCCUUGGGUAAUGCAGCCAUUUGGAAGCCUGCCAAGAGCCCAGAGGAUUUAGUCCACAUCUCAAACAAUCACAAUGAAGAAAUUAAGAGGACAAAGCACAAAGUGGAUGCCAAAGGAGGGAAAACAGCUCAACAUGCUGCGACCAAAAAAAGGGACAAACACUCAAAUCAGAACACCAAAGGAGCAGCAACAGAAUCUAAACCAGCUAUAAAAAGAACCCAAAAACUUGGAAAGAAACCCGCUGGCAAGAAUGGGAAAGAGGGUACAAAGAAAAAUCACAACUCCACAGGAACCACAAGUCCCCCUGUGGGCCCACACUACCUAGAUGUACCCCACAGGUUGGACACGAGGCUCUACCUAGGCAAAUCCUCCACCCUACCCACUCAAGAGAACACAACUCCAGGACGCUGCCCUGACAUGAUCAGUCUCCCGGGUGGUGCGACGCCCACUCACACCCACCACAUGCACAACCAGCGUUGGAGCAACCCGGGUGGGAACAGUCCGGCCUGGGGCGCGGUGCAGCACACCUGCCGCAGGCCGCUGACGGAGUACCGGGCGUGCUCCCACGACUUGAGUCAGCCUCUCGGAACGUCAGGUUGGCAAGGAGGAGACGACCAUGAAGGCAGCUUGAGUACAAACUGUAAACCCCCGAUUCCACCGAAGGUGACGCGCUCUAUCACUGAAGUGGAUCUGUCGGAACCUAAUCGUUCCACAAGCUUUGGCAGGUUUGAAGGCCUCAGACAUAAUCCAUCUCCAGCUAAAGCAGAGGAAAAUGGAACAAAUUUGCUGCCUGAAGAAUGCGAAAGCACAGACCCACAAAAAUCAGCUGGAAUUGGGAAGAAAAUGAAGGCAAUUUCACUGACCAUGCGGAGAAGAAUGGGCAAAAAGCAUGUAAAGUCCUUCUCAGAGGAGACGGGUGAUGAUAUAGAGACAGAGACUGGGCCUGCAACUGAAAAGAACUCUGCAAGGACCAGCAACUCAUUGGAGAGUCUUUACAGUGCUCAAAGCUCAUCUAGUGGUGUCACCAGCGAGUCCAAUGGUUCUGGACAGAGGGACAGUCUGAGGCUGGAGGAGGAAGGUUCCUACCAGGGUCAGUUCUGCGGCAGAGCUCGUGUCCACACAGACUUUGUCCCCAGCCCUUACGACACUGACUCGCUUAAACUAAAGGCUGGUGACAUCAUCAACAUCAUCAGCAAGCCUCCGAUGGGCAUCUGGACGGGGCUGCUCAACAACAAGGUGGGGAACUUCAAGUUCAUCUACGUGGACGUUCUGGUGGAGGAGGAGAAGAAGGAAGAAGAAGACCAAUCUCCCAAGAUUCGACAACAGAAACUGUGCAAAAGACCUCGACCGAAAACGCUGCUGGAGCUGCUCGAGCGACUGAAUCUGGAGGAGUAUGCCUCGGCACUGCUGCUCAAUGGCUACCAGACUGUGGAAGACCUCAUGCACCUGCAGGAGAAACACCUGAUUGAGUUAAACGUGAACGACCCUGAGCACAGGCACAAGCUGCUGGCUGCCGCCCAGUGCCACUACCCAGAAGGGGAUGAUGUCAGAGACGUAGAGGAGAGUGGAGCCUCAAGCGGUCCACAGGAAGACGACAGCGACUGUCCAAGAGACUCUGGCUGCUUUAUCCCGUCCGAAUGCACGGACAGCAAGGAAGACGCCGAGCAGCUGGCAGACGCUGUGGCUUCUUAAUAACCUAAUCAUCAUUUGACUGAUAACAUACUAUACGGACUUUGUCACUGUCAAAAUGCUAGUAUAUUUCAUUUCAAAUCAUCACAUCUGUUAUUGCAUUCAAAAAUGCCACUUGUAUUUAUUUCAUUUUGAGUCAUUCAGCGUUUUUACUUAUAAAGCCUUUAUUUAUUUUCUCUUGUUUCUAUUGUCAUUUGGGAUUUAGAAAAUGUAUAAACUAUACAAACUUGCCUUUGACUGUAUAUAUCGUGUACUGUGCUGGGGGUGAGGGGUAAUGGUGUUAAUGAGAAUGAUUCUGUAAAUAUUAAAGUCUGCCAAAUAUGUUAUUGAA
Messenger RNA from Nerophis lumbriciformis (worm pipefish), 2355 nucleotides. RefSeq names its product SAM domain, SH3 domain and nuclear localisation signals 1a (gene samsn1a). Gene Ontology annotation, molecular function: protein binding. NCBI's taxonomy places the organism in Eukaryota, Metazoa, Chordata, Actinopteri, Syngnathiformes, Syngnathidae. The record is from RefSeq and is a predicted model, not a curated record.